AUGUUUAUCCUAUUUCUAUUGAUAAGUAGUCAGGAAAUCUCAAAAAAAUGCAUUUGUGGACAUGUUUUUAUUUAAACUCAAUGCGAAAACUCUGGUUUUUGCAUCUGGAAAAAUGGGGUUUGCUUUUUAAACUAUGGUCGAGCAUACAUUUCAGAGAAUUAGGAUGAGAGCACAUGCAAAAAUUUCGCCGAAGAAGACUGUAGAAUAUAGAAGUAAUGUGGUUUUCAUUAGGGCAAUUGUAUAAGCUUUGUUGACUGCAUCGUAUUCAACAAAGAUUAAUGCUAACAAUCUUCCUAUAGAUGUGUUUCUGAUGGGAAAAAGUGUGUUGAAAUGUUGGAAUGUAACAAAUACAAAACAGAGUUAGGAUGUGCAAAUAAGAAUUAAAAGGGACUUUACUGUUUUUGGGUUUAGGAGAUGGAAAAUAAAUGUCGAGAAGUUGCUGUGUGUGAAGAACUUCCAUAUUAUUUAGUUAGUCAUAUGAUGUGUAAAUAAGGUCUAGAUGGUUGUACUGUAAAUGAAUAGGGCUAUGGAUGUAUUAAAUAAAAAGAUUAAUGCACUAAAUACAUAUAUGAUUUUUAAUGCUUUGAAAGUUAUAAACAAAUCAUAAAACUGCUUUUGGGAUUUAAAAAAUAACAAAUGUGUUGA
Messenger RNA from Paramecium tetraurelia, 645 nucleotides. RefSeq lists its product as uncharacterized. The record is from RefSeq and is a predicted model, not a curated record. Lineage: Eukaryota; Ciliophora; Oligohymenophorea; Peniculida; Parameciidae. The transcript has a single exon.